GUCAGAACGGCUUGUACAGUUGUGUCAGAAAUAUCCAAACCUGAUAGUCAGGUAUCAACAGGAUAUCAUGGAGUUUGUUAGCGGACUGAAAAAUCUUGGACCAGCCAAAGAGAAUUUCUUCGUUCACUUGGUGUGGGUGAUUGGCGAGUUUGCCUCUUCUUCACAUGACAGUGGAUGUACCGUUCAAAACAUUGUGCAAUAUUUCGAGGCGUUUGAAGCUUUAACAUAUGAAGUUGUGAUGCAGAAUGCACCAGGAAAGGUUUCUUUCAGUGGUAGACUUGUCUCAGUUCUGAUGACAACCUUGGCCAAGCUUGCAUCCAGAUGUCAAGAUGUAAUACAGAGAGCUAUUUUAUGCUUGAGCAAAGUGGUCCGGCAGAAACCAGAGCUUCUUUCAGAUUCAGAGUGUUACCCAGAUCUUCUGAUGCGAGCCCAGGAGCUUAUCAACCUUCUUAAACUACCCAACGUUGCACCUGUGAUAUUGAGCCCAGAUUCAGAAGUUUACAGCGGAAGGUGGCACAGAGACCGAAAUUCGUCGUUACCUCUUCUCCUUCGCACUUGUGAUACAAUUCUUGCUUCGUGAGUUCAGCAGGAUAGCGUGAUUUCAACCGGCUUGUGGAACUGUAACCUGCUUUUUAUUGAUCCCUGUACAACACAAUCAAAUCUUCAUAAUAUGAAGUUCGCGACCGCCGGAACAAGUCGCAAGGAAACUCAAGAGCAUUGCAUUCGCUUCUCAGUGGCUAAAUAACGCAGGUAUACGAGAACUUUUCAUCCAUGCCCAAAGUUCCCGCAGCUAGUAACAGGCUAACCGAGGCACUUAUCUCAGUCAUUUUUCCUUUUUUUGUUGUGUAUAGUCAUCCUUAACACCCUAAAUACCUAGGAAGAGAAUUUAAUCAUGAACAUUGCCUCAAUCAUAAUUUUUUUCUGGUUACGGCUCUGAAGUUAGUAAGCAAGGACAGUCGUGAAAUUUUAGGUAAUUUGAAAGGACCUCAUCAAAGGUGGAACCUUGAAAAGUUCUUUAAUGAACUGAGGUGAACUUGGUUACUUUAUUAUCAGAGAAAAAAUUUCCUUGCCCAGUUUUCGAACACGAAGAACAAGCCAAGUAAGUUAACUAAGAGAGAGAGAGAGACAAAAAUUAUAAUUUAAACAUUAUGGUGAUAAUAAUGCAGUAGGACUAUGUACAGAAUAUAUACUUUUUAUUGAAUUGUAAAAGCGUCUUAAUAAAUAAUUUAU
Molecule: messenger RNA, 1230 nt
Organism: Orbicella faveolata
Lineage: Eukaryota; Metazoa; Cnidaria; Anthozoa; Scleractinia; Merulinidae
Product: AP-5 complex subunit zeta-1-like
Cellular component (GO): AP-5 adaptor complex
Source: RefSeq, a predicted model, not a curated record